Varanus komodoensis (Komodo dragon) is the source of this 7337-nucleotide messenger RNA. It is a transcript of the gene YOD1, whose product is annotated as YOD1 deubiquitinase. Lineage: Eukaryota; Metazoa; Chordata; Lepidosauria; Squamata; Varanidae. The record is from RefSeq and is a predicted model, not a curated record. Gene Ontology annotation, biological process: endoplasmic reticulum unfolded protein response; protein deubiquitination. Gene Ontology annotation, molecular function: cysteine-type deubiquitinase activity; protein binding. The transcript has 2 exons. Gene Ontology annotation, cellular component: nucleus; cytosol. The coding region runs from base 105 to 1019 and encodes 304 amino acids.
GGGAAGGGUUGCUGGGUAGCCGUAGCCAUUUUACUGUGGGGUUGCGGGUAUUGAAACCCGGCAGCCGCUGCCGCCGGGAGAACAUUUGUGUACCGGGCGGUAAGAUGUUGCGGCUGCGCUGUAAAGCCCGGAGUGGUUCCUACCCGCUUCCCGGACUCACGGUCCAUUCCCGCCUGGGUGAGCUACAAGCUGCGAUUGCUGCUCUCACCGGGGUGUCCGUCCAGGCCCAACGCCUGCUACUCGGCUUCCCUCCUCGCGGCAUCGACCUCAGCGACGGUGAGCAGUGCCUUGGAGAGCUGGGCAUUCACUCAGGUGAUACUCUAAUAGUUGAAGAAGAUGCAACCAAACCCAAGACUGAAUCACCUCUAGUUACAAAAUGGACUGUUUCUAAUUCGGUCAGGGAAGCUCUGCCUGUGCUUGCCAGGAAGGUUGUUCCAGCAGAUAACUCGUGCCUGUUUACCAGCAUAUACUAUGUGGUAGAAGGUGGGGUUUAUGACCCAGGAUGUGCCCCAGAGAUGAGAAAUCUCAUAGCACAAAUUGUAGCAAGUGAUCCAGAAUCCUAUAGUGAGGCAGUACUAGGGAAAACGAACCAGGAAUACUGUGAAUGGAUCAAAAGAGAAGAUACAUGGGGAGGUGCAAUUGAGGUUUCCAUCUUGUCUAAAUUCUAUCAAUGUGAAAUCUGUGUAGUGGAUACUCAGACAGUCAGAAUUGAUCGUUUUGGGGAAGAUGCUGGCUAUUCUAAACGGGUGCUUUUAAUUUAUGAUGGUAUUCACUAUGAUCCACUUGAACGUAAAAUCCCCAACUCAGACAUUCCUCCCCAGACAAUUUUUUCAGCAUCUGAUGAUGUUGUUCUUGCACAAGCUUUGGAGUUAGCAGAUGAAGCCAGAAGAAAGAGACAGUUUACUGAUGUAAAUCGGUUUACAUUGAGAUGUAUGGUGUGUCAGAAAGGAUUAACAGGGCAAGUGGAAGCCAGAGAACAUGCCAAGGAGACCGGACACACCAACUUUGGAGAAGUGUGAAUUUUCUGUGAGGUUGGUCAUAUCUACUACCUCACUGUUCCAGAACAAUCCUCCAGGUUUUUAAAUAAGCUGUAUGUAAUAUUAUGAGUCAAUUCAAAGUUUGAAAGCCCUAAAUUUAAUUAUGGCUGAUAUGCACAGGUUUGCUGUUAGUGUGAGAAGUUUACAAGAGCAUAUGCAGCAGUGCCAUAUUUCCAAUUAGUUUGGUGUUUUCUUUUGCAUACUUAAGAACUACAGACAGCUAUUGGUACCAACAGCCAUAGUGACUCUUGAAAGAAUCUUAGUUGAUGCAGGAAUUCCUCUAACACAGCUGAAUAUAUGUGCACUGCACUGCUAUAGCUAGCUAGGCUUAUAUACAGGAUUAUAGAAUCACUGGUGGAAUAAAAAUCUCAACUCAGUUAUUGAGCUUUUGAUUAUGCAUUCUAGGGAAUAGUUAACUUGGUCUCUAUUCAGAGUUGACGAAAUAACUUGUUUCAGUUGUGCUCUUUCAAAAAGUUGUGUAUACUUCCCUAACUAAAAGGCUGACUACACAGUUGCCUCUUUAAAAUAGUAAUCCCAAAGCUGGCUUAUUUUAAUUGCUGAAUAAGAGUAUCGUGUGAAAAAAUAAGGCUAUUGUAGUAAAAGCCUUUAGCUUGAAGGCUUUGUCUUUAAUAUCCUUAGAAAGUGAAAAACUGCCAGUAAGCUCUCUCACUUCCUUGGUAUACAAUAUUACCACACUAUCAGUUACAAUUGAAACAGUAGUCAACUGCGUGGAUCUAUGUGCAUUGAUGGAAUGCUGUUCAAAAUUAUUGAAAUUAUAAGAAGUCCCAGCAGCAUGUUUUUUUUAAAGUAGACAAAAUUAUAUGUUGAAGAUACAGAGUUUGUGGGUUUAUUUCACAGUCCAUAAAUUCAUGACAUUUGUGCUUACAACAAAACCUUAUGAAAUGGUUAUAAGAUUCUAAAUAAGCUUUUUUCUUCUCUAAAUAUGGCUGUGUUGCUGGUUGACCCUUCUCAAAAUAUGCACUUCCAAAAGAAUUCUGAAACAAGUACCUGCUUUAUGGUGGGGGAUGAGGGGCUAGUUUGCUUUUACUAAAUUUUGAUUCCCAUGGGUGUUGGUGCUUCUUGCUAAGAAUGAAAUUUCCUGACGUGUGUCCAGCACCAUGUGUAAUGACUUGUUGGCUGUACAUUUCUGGUUGCCAUUAGGAAUUGAAAGCUAGAGAUCUUGCACCCUGGUCUAACUCUCACUUCAUCAUAUGUUAUAGCUGUUAAGGUUCCUAAAUGGGUAACUUAUUAUUGGUUUUUAUAAACUAUUUUUCUACAUAGACCUUUGGAAUUGGGUCUUAAGCUGCUCUGACAUUUGCAUUGUAUCAGGUCAUGGGUUAUGGCAGGUUAGACAACUAUGAUUACUUGAAUGUGUCUGUAAAUCACAGUUCUAAGGAAAAAUGUAGUUUAGUUUAAACAUAAAUGGUGGGUGGAGGUUGGUGUGGUUACAGAAACACUGAGCUUAAACCUUGAGGGUCCUUGUGAAUGGUAACAAAUUCACAUUCAUCCUUGGGAAUAACACUAAGAAGCAAGUCUAAAAAGGUAAGAAUGCAGCAUUUGAGAGGAAGAAAAAAAUGGUUCACAAAAUGGGAGUGUUACCAUUUAUGAAUAACUACAUGAGUGCUGAAGAUGUACAAAUAACAUACCUUGAUUAAAAGAUCAGAAAAUGCUAUUGGGAUAGUGUUUUAGCUAAUCGCCAUUAGUAUCAUAAACCAGCCUUUCCUAGACUGGUGCUCUCCUGAUGCUUUGGACUACAGUGUCCAGCAUUCCUUAUCAUUGGGCACAUUGGUUGGGGCUGAUGUAAGCUGAAACCUGUUCAGAGAGUGCCAGGUGCGGGGGGAGCUUUUACAAAUACUAUGUUUCCCUGAAAAUAAGACCAGGUCUUAUAUUAAUUUUUGCUCCUAAAGAUGCACUAGGGCUUUUUUUCAGGUGAUGUCUUAUUUUUUCACAAAUAAAGAUCUACAUUUAUUCAUGUACAAAAAUUACAUUUAUUCAAAUACAGUCAUUCCAUCUUCUGGAAUAUCACAACUCUCCAAACCCUGAACUGUGUUUCAACGGACGUACUAAAUGCGUCCAUCUGGCUGACAAUCUUAACUGGGGUUAUUUUGGAGGGUAGGGCUUAUGUUAUGAGCAUCCUGAAAAAUCAUGCUAGGGCUUAUAUUCUGGUUAGGUCUUAUUUUUGGGGAAACAGGAUACUAGGCAAUAAAUGCCAUGAAUCUUUGUGUAAGCUGAUGUGAGUAAGCUGUUCUAACCCCAGUUUUUAUCUGGGACUAAAUAUCUUCAUAAAAAGAAAAUAAAUGGCUAGGAUGGAGUAAGAUCACUAGUGUGAAAAAGACCAAUGAAUUGCAGCCUGACAGAAUUGAGCUGUUACAGAAGAUAGCAUGAAAGUUAGGAAUAGCUAUAAGCACAAGUUUCAGUGCAGCAGGAAGCUGUUCCAUGAUACCAAGUGGGUAUUUAAUUCAUGGCACUAUCAGUCUAGUCCAUAGUAUCUAAAAUUACAUUGUUAAUUAUUGGCAUAAGAUUAAAACGGACAUGUACUAACCUGUUGCACUUAGGAUGGAGGUAUAUUAUGCUGCUGUAUGCUGUUGGCAGCUAUUUGUUGUAGUCUUUAUGAAUUUUUUCAGAUAUUUGAGCUACUUUGCUGCAUUUAUGCUUGUUUGAAUAUGUUCAGGUGGAAUUACUCUAGAAACAAAGUUCUUUUUUCUGUAAGGAGUACUACAAAAUUGGGGGUUCAUAGAUUGGCUCUGGUCCAGCUGAAGUUAGUUUUAAGUCCCAUUUACAGCAAUGGGAAAGUUAUUCACAGCUAAAUUAAGACCUGUUAAUCACUAAGCUCAGAAGUAAGUCCCACUGUAUACAGUGGAAUUUACUCCCAAAGAAGUGGAUAGGAUUGCAGACAAUGAAUACUAUCUGGUUCAGGGCUAGGCAGUACAUGUACCAUUUAGACUAGUCCUGUGAUACCUUGCAGAAAGCCUUAAUUGAACAAACCAACAGGGGUCAUGUUUCAGGAAUGCACUUCCAAGAUUGCCUAGCUGCAUGUUUUCUUUGACUGAAGGACAUUGGGUAAGCAGAGUUCAGUUACCAGAGCUUUGCUUGAUUAUGGCUUAAAUAGUAAAAAUUCAGAGCAAAGCAGAAAAAAUAAAUGGUAAGAUGUUUAUGAGUAACACUGACACCAUGUUUCCUUACCCUAAGUGAUUAAAGCAGCAAGCCUAUAAAUGCUUACCUCAGAGGAAGUACCACUGGGGUUUACUUCUGAGUAGAUAUGUUUAAGAUUUGGGCUAUUAAACUUCUUGAUGCACAGUCCUAUGCAAGUUUAGACAGAUAAAAGGCCUAUACAUUCCAGCAUAAUUGGCUGGGACAUGCUGGGAGAUAUAGGCCUUUUUCUGUUCAAUUUUUCUAGGAUUGCACCCUUAAUUUUAGCAUGUAUUUUAAACCUCUUUCCUUAGCCUUUUCCAGAUUUCAUAGUUCUAAAAUGUGUAGGAUUGAUGAUGAAUGUGGCAUAUUUUAUGCAAAAUUCUUGUGCUUGAGUAUAUUAAAGAUUUGAUAUAAAGCCACAUACCCAUUACUUGGAGAAAGAAUUCAUUAAAAUUAUUAGCAUGUCCAAGCUUAUAUCUUAAAGAUAAAAUGUGAAGCUGUGCUCUGAAAUACAUUAAUGAAUAUUGACUUGAGUAAAACACAGAAUGUUGGUUUAAAUCUUGUCCUUUAGAGAAAAUGAACUUAUAUUACUUUAUUCACAAAUUGGCUCAGAUUAUGGGCGGUUUAUCAUUUUAGCUGCAGUUUGAAUGCUUGAGAAAUGGUGAAAUUCACCAAUCUCACAAAAGUUGUUAGGCUGACUGAAUUGUAUGCUACUUGGACAAAGGUGCUAAAAGAAAUUAUUUUGUAUAUUUUCUAUUUUUAAAUGGAUGUACCUUACAUACUACAUUUUUUGCUAUAAUGUUUUUCCAGAGACUUGACAUUUGUAAAUAAACCUAGUAUGCUUUAAACUUUCUGCAGCUGAUCUCAAAAAUAGAAACAAGUACAAAAUGUUGCUUUUCCCUUUGAGUCUUGUCAUCAGUAUUAUAUAUGCAGGUUAUGCUUUUAGUUGUGUAAUGUAUCUUUCAGGUAACAUGUUCUCAAAAGUGUAUUGGUUUGAUUUUGCUGAAAUUGUAAUUGGAGUGAGGUACCUGCGAAGUCAGAGGUGGGCAGAAAAUAGAUCUUCAUGUGUUUUUAAACUUCAUGUCACAGUAUUCUUGGUCAUUGGCCAUGUUGGCAGGGGCUUCUAGGAAUCCAGAACAUUUUGUGAUCUGCAUUCUGGUCACCUCUUUAUCAUGGGAGGAAAACCUUUUAAAGGUUAAAGUUGUAGGUCAAUGCAUUUGAGCGGUGGAAUUAUAAAAACUGCAGACCAGGAUUCAUAUUAUCAAAUAUUCUGAUACAUCCAACUACCCAUAAAUAAAAUCUGAAAAUUCACAAGCUGGACAUAAAGUUAAUCAUCUGUUCAACUCUUGGGUCUUUGCAGAUAGUGAGACAUACUACUUAUAAACAUGGAGGUAUCAGUUUAGUUUUCAUGCCUUAUAUCCAUGAAUAGAUCUGACCUUUGAACCAGUAGCAGUUCUCAUACUUAGUGGUAGUGAAUUUCAGUAGCAAUGCAUUGUGUGAAGGUUUUUUUUUCUUCCUUAACCAAAUAUGAACCAACAUUAUCACUGUGUACUAGUAUUUCUAGAGAAAAGGGGGACACUACAGCUUCUGCACAGUCACCCUGCAGCUUCUGAAUAGUCUUAUGUCUCGCUCUCUUUUAGAACAACCAUAAAUGUGUAAGCUUUUUAUUUUGUAGAAGUUGGACAUGUAAGAAAUACAGUCGGAUCAAAUAGGAGAUGAACCUCCUUGCAGCAAAUAUUGGCACAUAUUCAUUUGUCAAAGCUGAAUUGUAUGGCUCACUAUCUUGCACAGAAAACUCAAGUAUGCCUGUAAAUCUGGGGGCUUAGGUCACAGGCUAGAAUAAAUAUAUAUUUUUAAAAAGAUUGUAUUAAUAAAGAAGCCAAUGUUUAUCAUACCUUCAUUUCUUAUUUGUAAAAAACCUUAUAUUUUCAUUAUCAUUAACAGUGUUGGCAUGCUUCUUAAUCUGAGUAUAGGACUUCUGUGGAUGAACAGUCUUCUCAGGCUGAGCACUGUACUUUUUGCCAUUGAGAGGAAAUUAUUCUGGAAAGUUUCUGUUGAAAGUGUCCUUUUGAAAAAACCUAUUCAGAUUUUGGUGGAGAUGACUAGAACAUCUGAAAAUUGAUGUACCCAAUUACCUUGAUUUAGACACUAGUAUAAUAGAAUGCAACUUUUGGGAUAUAUAGAAAUUCAUUUUUAGCAUUGUGAUCUUUGGUAGUAUCAAACAGUGCAACAAGUAAUGUAAAUUAUGCUGGACUUGGUCAGACACUGGUGGCCUUCAGAGGCACUUGAACUGCAACUCCGAGAAUUCCCAUCCAGCAGGGCCAUUGACUGGGAAUUCUGAGUGUUGCAGUCCAAAUGUGUCUGGAAGGCACAAAAUUGAGGAAAACUGCUCUAGGGCAAUCAUAGCAUUAGCUAGUGUGCUGAUUUCCCAAGGAAAUCAGCAUGCCAGUUAUUGAAAUUUGCAAUACAUACUAGCAAAUCAUGAUUUAUUAUAGUGGUUAUAUCCUGUUAAAUACUGUUCCAUAUGUACUAGGAAUCUUUCUUUCCUCUUUUGCCUUGUACUGUCUAGGAAUAGGUUAAUAUAUUCAUUCCACUGCCAGUUUCUGUGUGUAUUGACCAUCUAGCUGCCUUCUGACAAAUGUUAAUGUCUUUAAUGCUAACUCCUAAAUGUUUCAGUGUAUGACAGUAAUGCCUAAGUCAUAAUGGAACACAAAACUGUAAUCUUAUUUGACUGGGUUAAAUGUAGGAACUCUGUUCUGAGACUUGCAGAUUUGGAGACUAUCACCAGCACUAACUUCCAAAAGUAUGAAGGAACUUAAAGUAUUCUUAAGCAUGUGGCCUUUUGCACGCUUUUGUAUGAGAUUAAUGUCUCAAGUUACAGCACUUUAAAAGCUUGUCAAUCAAAGUUUACAAGUUUAGUGUGUCUUGCCGGGGAGUGAAAUGGUGCAGAAAGUGCAUUAUACAAUAUUUUUGAAAGUCCUGGUAGUUUAAUAUUUUCCAGUGGUACAGCAUCUUACUACUUCAUCAUAGAAAUCAGUGUUCUGUUGGACAUGUGCACAUUAAUUUAAUUAUAGCAGCAAUAAAAUGUAAUAUUUAUGCAUGCAUAUUCAACACUGUGUUCACUUGUGGUUCUAUUUUUUAUCUUCAAUAAACUUUAAUAUUUGAGAA